AUGCUCCUCCUGAACUUCGCCACCAUCGUGGCCGCAGCGGUUUCGCUGGUCUCGGCCGCGGUGCCCAACUCGCCCCGGUUCGACCUCACCAAGCCAUCCUACGAUCUCUUCCGCAGCAAGCCGCUCCACGACGACACGGUGCAGCAGGGGUUCGCCUUCGACAACAAGAACCGGCGGCUGUUCGUGUCGCAGCGGCGCAACGGCGCCAGCGCCGCCUCGGGCGACCUCACCAUCACGCAGCUCGACUUCAAGGGCAAGAAGCUCGGGCACAUGUACCUCAAGGGCUUCGGGCACGGCGUGUCGUUCGGCGCGCAGGGCGUGGGGUCGGCGACGUACCUGUGGACCGAGGUGGACGCCAACAGCAAGGGGUACGGCAAGCGGCUGGCGCGCUUCAAGUUCGUCAACGGCGCGACGCGGACCAAGUCCUCGAGCAGCCUGCAAAAGUUCGCGCCCGUCGCCGCCGGCAAGGAGCACACCUGCGCAGUCGACACGGUCAACAACCGACUAGUCGUCCGCUACCACACCAGCGCGGGCAAGCGCAUCGCGGUCUUCGACCUGGCCGCCGCGACCAAGGGCGACUUCUCCAACCCGCUCGCCGACUUCAAGCAGCCGCUGCCCAAGACCAAGGCCAAGAACUUCCAGGGCUACACCGCCUACGGCCGCUACCUGUACCUGCUGUGGGGCGACUCGUACGACGUCAGCAAGGAGCUCAACUCGCAGGUCGCCACCGUCGACAUGAACACGGGCAAGGUCGUCCAGGGCCCCGUCAUCACCCGCGCCGGCUCGACGCUGUCCUUCCGCGAGGCCGAGGGCAUGGCUAUUUACAAGACUGCUGCGGGACAGGUGCGGCUGUUCUUGGGGUUCGCGUCGGGCAAGCCGGGCGAUCGGAGGUCGAACCUUAUGGAGAAAUAA
Messenger RNA from Chaetomium fimeti, 912 nucleotides. RefSeq lists its product as uncharacterized. NCBI's taxonomy places the organism in Eukaryota, Fungi, Ascomycota, Sordariomycetes, Sordariales, Chaetomiaceae. The coding region runs from base 1 to 912 and encodes 303 amino acids. The record is from RefSeq and is a predicted model, not a curated record. The transcript has 2 exons.